Molecule: messenger RNA, 3113 nt
Organism: Gymnodraco acuticeps
Lineage: Eukaryota; Metazoa; Chordata; Actinopteri; Perciformes; Bathydraconidae
Gene: khsrp
Product: KH-type splicing regulatory protein
Biological process (GO): regulation of DNA-templated transcription
Cellular component (GO): nucleus; cytoplasm
Molecular function (GO): mRNA binding
Source: RefSeq, a predicted model, not a curated record
GGCGGUGUGUUUCUGUAUGCUGGAGGAGAAGAAGAAAGGACGCGGGGUUAGGAUUCUUUGAUUGGCUAUUUUAAGCCGGCGUGGUACGCACAUUGGUGUCCCCCGUACGCUCCUGUUUAGCCUUCCCGCUUCUGCGCAGCUCGAUCCGGCCGAAGCUACCCAGCCUGCCCCCUGUGUCUAUUUGCCUCUUGUGAGCAGCAUGUCUGAUUACGGCGGUCUGCCGACUAACGGAGUCGGUGCUGGGAUGAAAAACGACGCUUUUGCUGAUGCAGUACAACGAGCCAGACAGAUUGCAGCUAAAAUUGGUGGAGACGGUGUUCCUUCAGUGAGCAACAACGGAGGAUCUGAGAACUAUCCAUUCACAUCACAGAAACGAUCCCUGGAAGAAGCAGAUGAACCCGAUGCCAAGAAGGUAGCAUCACAGGGUGAAAUUGAUUCUGCAUUGUCUAUUGGAGCUCAGCUGGCUGCCCUGUCCCAACAAAGUGUCCGGUCCUCCACAAUGACGGAAGAGUUCAGAGUGCCUGAUGGGAUGGUGGGGCUCAUCAUCGGCCGAGGGGGUGAACAGAUUAACAAAAUACAGCAGGAUUCUGGCUGCAAGGUCCAGAUUGCGCACGACAGUGCCGGUCUUCCAGAUAGAAGUGUUUCUCUGACGGGUUCUCCAGAUGCCAUACAGAGAGCCAAGGCCCUCAUAGAUGACAUUGUGUCGAGGGGUCAUGAGGGUGCGACCAAUGGGCAGUCGGGAGGUUCCAUGCAGGAGAUGAUCAUCCCUGCAGGCAAGGCCGGCCUCAUCAUCGGUAAAGGAGGAGAGACCAUCAAACAGCUUCAGGAGCGGGCUGGAGUUAAGAUGAUUCUUAUUCAAGACGGAUCCCAGCCACCCAACAUAGAUAAGCCCCUGCGCAUCAUUGGAGACCCCUACAAAGUGCAGCAAGCAAAGGACAUGGUGAAUGAGAUUCUACGAGAGAGGGAUAAUGCCGGAUUUGGAGACCGGAGCGAAUUUGGAUCAAGGAUGGGAGGGGGUGGUGGUGGUGGUGGUGGAGGAGGAGGUGGCGGCGGCGGCGGUGGUAUCGGCAGCGGCGGUGGUGGCAUUGAUAUAGCUGUGCCCCGCCACUCUGUGGGAGUUGUAAUUGGCCGAAGUGGGGAGAUGAUCAAGAAGAUCCAGAGCGAUGCUGGAGUGAAGAUUCAGUUUAAACCAGAUGAUGGAACCGGUUCUGAUAAAAUAGCCCAUAUUAUGGGUCCACCAGACCAGUGUCAGCAUGCUGCAUCGAUCAUCACCGAACUGCUACAGAGCAUCCGUGCACGAGAGGAGGGCGGGCAGGGGGGCCCCCCCGGUGAAGGGAUGCCACCCGGUGGGCGGGGACGAGGCAGAGCCCAGGGCAACUGGGGCCCUCCGGGAGGAGAGAUGACCUUCUCCAUUCCUGCGCACAAAUGUGGGCUUGUCAUUGGCAGAGGAGGAGAGAAUGUGAAGUCCAUCAACCAACAGACCGGUGCGUUUGUGGAGAUCUCUCGUCAGCCGCCACCAAACGGUGACCCCAACUUCAAACUGUUUAUCAUCCGAGGGUCCCCACAACAGAUUGACCAUGCCAAGCAGCUUAUAGAAGAGAAGAUUGAGGCUCCAUUGUGUCCUGUGGGCGGUGGUCCUGGUGGUCCUGGUGGUCCAGGUGGCCCGGGAGGCCCAGGUGGUCCUAUGGGUCACUUUAAUCCAAACCCUUAUAAUGCAGGGCCUCCAGGUGGUGCUCCACAUGGAGCCGCACCUGGUGGAGCCCAGUACUGUCCACAGGGUUGGGGAGGUAACUACCAGCAGUGGCAAGCCCCUGGUCAACAUGACCCCAAUAAGGCAGCAGCAGAUCCUAACGCAGCAUGGGCAGCAUACUAUGCACAAUAUUAUGGCCAACAGCCAGGGGGUGCCAUGGCAGGCCAGAGCCCAGGAGCCCCUGCUGCAGCAGCACCAGGGGACCAGGGCCAGGGACAGCAGGCUUCUGGUGGCCAGCCAGACUAUACUAAAGCCUGGGAGGAGUACUACAAGAAGAUGGGCAUGACCCAGCCAGCUGGAGGGGCUGCAGCUGCUCCGGGCCCGGCAGCAGCAGCGGCGGCGGCAGCAGCGGCGGCAGCAGCAGGCGGGGGUGCAGCUGGAGGCCAGCAGGACUACAGUGCAGCCUGGGCUGAGUACUACAGACAGCAGGCUGCCUACUAUGGACAGCCAGGGCAGGGGCCUGGACAGGGCGGUGCUCCACAGCAGGGACAACAGGCCCAGUAAAACGAUUGGCUCAGCCUGUUUGAAGGUUGUGAUGGCCCUCUGGACUUGUUCGUCUUUUCUAUCAAGAGAUUUUCUUUUGGCUUUGACAAGACAAGACCAUUCUCAUCCAGCCAGACAUUUUCUAUUCCAAUCUACUUGUUUUUUUAAAGUCAAAAUUGAAGAGAAAAGGGAUCACAUUUUGCCCAUGCAUUGAACAAAGCACUAAAUAACUACUUGGGUUGCUAUUCAGUUUGCCCCUUCACCUCACCCACACCUUGUAAUAAUUUUGCUCAUUUAAAAAAAUAGUGAAAUGUGAUAAGCAUCUUUGUUUGCAAGCUAGCACAACAGCAUCCUGACACUGACUCACGUUUAAGUAGUUUUUCCCCUACAAUUUCCUGUGGGUAAAAAAAAACGUUCUAGCAGUAUUUUGAAUAUAUUCAGAAAUUAUGUUUGUAAGAAAAAUUAAACCAUUUUUUCUUUCUUCUUGGUACCUUUUUUUAACUUUUUUUUUAACAUUCCCAGUGUAUAUUGCAGGUGUAUUUUCCCCUGCUGUCCUGAUUUGUUAUUUUUAAUUUUAUUCAUUGUAAUUACUUUCCUUAAGGGGGUUGUGUGUGUCUGUAUACAGUGUAUGCUACUGAACAGAAAUGUGUGUAAGUUGGCUGUAAUAAGGCAUUAACUGUCCUACACAAUGUAGGUUGGUUGUGUGUGCAUGUUUGUGUGCUUGACUGCCCUCAGUUAAAUUUCCCCAUCUUUAUUGUCUGAUUUUGUUUUUUGGUUCCAAUAGGUCUGUUACUGUAUGCUGUUUUUGUUUUCUUCUUUUUUUUAGAUGUUAUUUUUUACAGCUUGUUUUUAAAUACUUAAAAUAAAACAUUCAAUUUAC